AUGUCCGCCGCAAGAACACUCCCCGUUAAACACUUCCAAUCGCUCCUCACCCGGUGGCCUGUCGACUCCCUGCGGCCGGACUGCCAGCUGCAGAACGUGCUGGCGAAGCGGCUGGGGACGGGCAAGCUUGCGCCAACGGUGCCGAAGACGUUUAAGAGCCAGGAGAACGCGGAUUUGGUGCAGUUCCGUCCACGACCGGACUUACUCGAGCCCAAGAGCAACCCGACUUACUACAAAGACGUGUUAAAAGAGAUUGAGGAGGCACCGCACCGGACGUGGUGGCAGCGGAUCGCGAAGAGGAUUACGGGUAUGAUUCGGCUGCAGUGA
Molecule: messenger RNA, 327 nt
Organism: Thermochaetoides thermophila DSM 1495
Lineage: Eukaryota; Fungi; Ascomycota; Sordariomycetes; Sordariales; Chaetomiaceae
Exons: 3
Coding region: 1-327 (108 amino acids)
Biological process (GO): mitochondrial respiratory chain complex III assembly
Cellular component (GO): Cbp3p-Cbp6 complex; mitochondrion
Molecular function (GO): ribosome binding
Source: RefSeq, a predicted model, not a curated record